AAUCUAUCCACUGUGUGGUGCAUAGACUGACACACUUUCCCAUUUGUAUGAAAUAAACUAGAUUGUGAAGAGAAGUUGGCUUCCUAUACUUGGAAACCUUAAUCGAUAUUGAAGAAAAAUGGCAACAAUUAUUGCUGGCACCUCAACUUCUUCAAUCAUCCGCUCAGGUCUUGUGUACAAGCAACCUCUUGGAGUCUCAUUCCAUACCGUUGUUGGGUUGCCAUCAAUGGCUAAGGUUGGAAGAGUGAGGUGUUCCAUCGAAGGAAAGCCUGAUGUGCAAGAAAGCAGCUCAAACAUAGGAAUGGGAGCAUCCCUGAUAGCAGCUAUCUCUGCUGCAACCAUAUCAAGCCCGGCAGCCAUGGCUUUGGUAGAUGAGAGAAUGAGCACUGAAGGAACCGGGCUUCCCUUUGGGCUCAGCAAUAAUCUUCUUGGUUGGAUCUUGUUUGGUGUCUUUGGUCUUAUUUGGACUUUCUAUUUUAUCUAUGCUUCCUCCCUUGACGAGGAUGACGAUUCUGGAUUGUCUCUGUAAAACCUCAAAGGAUCUGCACUGUAGAAGUUGUACAGUCCAAUCCUUUUUUUGUUGUAUUAAAGAACUACUUUAUUAUUCA
Molecule: messenger RNA, 608 nt
Organism: Vicia villosa (hairy vetch)
Lineage: Eukaryota; Viridiplantae; Streptophyta; Magnoliopsida; Fabales; Fabaceae
Product: photosystem II reaction center W protein, chloroplastic-like
Exons: 2
Coding region: 119-529 (136 amino acids)
Biological process (GO): photosynthesis
Cellular component (GO): photosystem II; chloroplast
Source: RefSeq, a predicted model, not a curated record